Glossina fuscipes is the source of this 1092-nucleotide messenger RNA. RefSeq names its product cyclin-dependent kinase 1 (gene Cdk1). Bases 73 to 963 code for a protein of 296 amino acids. Gene Ontology annotation, biological process: mitotic G2 DNA damage checkpoint signaling; G2/M transition of mitotic cell cycle; protein phosphorylation. NCBI's taxonomy places the organism in Eukaryota, Metazoa, Arthropoda, Insecta, Diptera, Glossinidae. Gene Ontology annotation, cellular component: nucleus. The transcript is spliced from 3 exons. The record is from RefSeq and is a predicted model, not a curated record. Gene Ontology annotation, molecular function: RNA polymerase II CTD heptapeptide repeat kinase activity; cyclin-dependent protein serine/threonine kinase activity; ATP binding.
UGUGGUGUUUUCUUCGGUACUAAUUAUAUAUUCCUUUCGCGGUAUUCCGAGUUUUAAAUUGAUAAAAAAGAAAUGGAGGAUUUUCAGAAAAUAGAAAAGAUUGGGGAGGGUACUUAUGGAGUCGUGUAUAAAGGUCGAAAUAAAAUCACAGGACAAAUUGUUGCGAUGAAAAAGAUUCGCUUAGAAUCAGACGACGAAGGAAUACCGUCAACUGCUAUAAGAGAGAUAUCAUUAUUAAAAGAAUUAAAGCACCCGAAUAUUGUUUGUCUCGAAGAUGUGUUAAUGGAGGAAAAUCGGCUAUAUUUGAUUUUUGAGUUUCUCUCAAUGGAUUUAAAAAAAUAUAUGGAUUCAUUACCAUCGGAAAAGUCAAUGGAUAGUGAACUAGUUCGAAGCUAUUUGUAUCAAAUAACAAGUGCUAUUUUAUUUUGUCAUCGGCGAAGGGUCUUACAUCGUGAUCUAAAGCCACAAAAUUUACUUAUCGACAAAAACGGUAUAAUCAAAGUUGCAGACUUUGGUCUUGGACGUUCUUUUGGUAUACCCGUUCGAAUAUAUACUCAUGAAAUAGUCACUCUUUGGUAUAGAGCCCCUGAAGUACUGCUUGGAUCACCAAGAUAUUCAUGCCCAGUGGAUAUAUGGUCAAUUGGAUGUAUCUUUGCUGAGAUGGCUACUAGAAAACCAUUGUUUCAAGGAGAUUCGGAGAUUGAUCAGUUAUUUAGAAUGUUCAGAAUAUUAAGAACACCUACAGAGGAAAUAUGGCCAGGCGUUACAUCUCUACCGGAUUACAAAAAUACAUUUCCUUGUUGGUCAUCUAAUCAGUUAACAAAUCAACUUAAAAACCUUAGUAGCGAAGGUCUUGAUUUAAUUCAAAAAAUGUUAAUUUAUGAUCCCGUACAUCGUAUAUCAGCGAAAGAUGUUCUAGAACAUCCAUUCUUUGACGGAUUUGAUAUUAAGUUGAUAAACUAGUGCAACGUGUGCUCCUUGAAUUCAUUUUGAAUAAUAUUUAACAAAACAAAUUGAACUAAAUGAUAUUAUAUUGUAUUAAUAAAAUGAUACCAUAGUUAUGUGAAAUUAGGGAAAACGGAGAAAAAAAGC